GCCCAAAACGGCGCCACCCUAAUCGCAACCCGUUCUUGCGCGGCCUUUGAACAUCAUCGCGCCGCCGCUCUUGUAGACACGCAACCUUCUUCUUCUCGUCGCUCGCUACGAUUUUCAUGCUAUUUUCCCUUCUUCAGGCCGUUUCUUUGAGCCCUGCUCCUUUUGUUGAACUACCCGAUCGCUCGCUACUGAAUGAAUAACCAUCUGUGAACUCCCCGCUGUGCCAUCUCCGAUGGGGAAGUGGCGUUAUGGUGUGAUUCUGGACGCCGGGUCCUCUGGGACUCGUGUCCACAUAUACCGAUGGCUCAAGAGCGACAUCGCUCGCAGUAAGGCGAACGAAACCGAUCUACAAAGAUUACCUCGGAUCGAAACGGACAAGAAGUGGACGAAGAAAAUCCAUCCUGGUAUCUCGACCUUCGGUGAUAGUCCUCAUGAAGUUGGACCGGACCACCUGGACGAACUCCUCAACCAUGCGCUCGAGCAUGUGCCUCGCGAGGAGGUCCCGAAUACCCCUCUCUUCCUCCUCGCUACCGCAGGCAUGCGAAUACUGGAACCACCGAAACGGAAAGCAGUCUUGAAAGAAGUGUGCGACUUUGCGCGAAAGGCGACUAAGUUCCAGCUACCUGAUUGCGAUUUGCAUGUGCAAGUCAUACCAGGGGAGACUGAGGGGCUUUAUGGCUGGAUAGCAGCGAACUAUUUACUGGGAGGCUUUGACAAGCCGAAAGAGCACGACCAUGGAAAGGGCCAUCACACAUAUGGCUUUCUGGACAUGGGCGGCGCAUCGGCGCAGAUAGCUUUUGCCCCGAAUGCGACUGAAGCCGCGAAACACGCCAACGACCUGACGCUGUUACGGUUACGGACUGUGGGAGGCACGCCAAUGGAAUACAAGGUGUUUGUGACGACGUGGCUUGGUUUCGGAGUCAACCAGGCUCGGCAGCGCUAUGUCAAGGCUCUGCUACAGUCUAGUCCCACGGCCGAGGAAUUGCCCGAUCCAUGUUUACCUUCCGGCUUGAAAGUGACCACGGACGGGAAACCCCUGGACGACGACGAACCCAGAAUCAAGCAGCCCUACCUCAUCGGGACCGGAAAAUUCACAGAGUGCAUGCACCAAACCUACCCGCUCCUCGAGAAGGAGAAGGAAUGUCCCGACCAACCCUGUCUCGUCAACGGCCAACACGUGCCCGCCAUCGACUUCGCCGUCAACCACUUCGUCGGCGUCUCCGAGUACUGGCACACGACGCACGAAGUCUUCGAAAUGGCGCACAAGGACAAGGCCUACGAUUUCAAAACGUACCAGCAACGCGUGCAAGACUUCUGCAGCCAGGACUGGGACGACAUUGAAGCGCUCGUCGCGAAGAAGCACUGGGGCAAGAAGGUCGAUAAACAGACUGCCCAGGAGUUAUGCUUCAAAGCGUCCUGGCUCAUUAAUAUGCUGCACGACGGCAUCGGCGUCCCGCGCGUCGGCCUCGAAGAAGCGAAGGGAAACACGAACGGUACCAAGCACCUCCUCGAUGGCGCGCAUGAAAAGGGCUUCCUCGACCCGUUCCAAGCCGUCAAUAAAAUCGAUGACGUCGAAGUCUCCUGGACACUAGGCAAAAUGGUGCUGUACGCCUCGAGCGAGAUUCCUCCACGCGGCGAGGAAGCGCUCGCCGUGGGAUUCGGCUCCAACGUCCCUGGCCCAGGCCUCCCGAGUGACUUCCAGCAUCCCGGCGGCGCGUAUACACCGUAUACAACAAAGGCCGGCGAGGAAGAGAAAUGGCACGAUACCCUCUUCGCGGAGAAUUCGCGGCGCAUCCCCGGGUUCCUCAUCUUCGUCGUCCUCGUCUUCGUCAUCGGCUUCGUCCUCUGCGGCCGCGAACGCAGGUCCUCGGCCGCGCACAAACUCUCGCGUCUGCUAAGCUCAGCUCGGCACCGCCAUCAUCAUCUUCAUCGUCAGAGGAGCGGCAAACCAGGCUCUCACCACGCGCGGAAACGCGGCAUCGGCCGCUUCGCAAUGCUGCCGGGUACGUUGUUCCGAACGCGGGGUUCGCGCACGCCGUCGUACGAGCGCGUCUUGGAAGAUGGGACCGCGGUGCGGGAUUUCGAACUCGGCGAUGUGGGGGACGAGCGGUACUCGGAUGGGGAAUCGUAUUCGGACGAUAGCGAGGGGAGUAGAGGGAGUAGUCGCGUGGGCAGGACGAGCGGGUGGGCGACGCCGCAGAUGAAAGCGGGGUUACCCGGGAGUGCGGCGCCGGCGGAGCAGUAUUCUGAUGGGAUGUAUGGCGGUGGGAUCGCGAGUCUUCAUGGGUCGAAGGUGAAUGUGGUUGCGCAGGGGGGUGGGUUGGGAUUGAGUCCGCCGUGUGGUGGUGGUGGUGGUGCGUUUGGGUUUGCGUCUGCUGCGAAUGUGAAUCUGAAUGCGAUGGAGAGGGGGGGAUUGAUGAGUCGGACCGAGAGUCGGGAGAAGAUUGCUGUGGGCGUGGGGAGGAGGAGUAGGACGGGGAGUCCGUCGAGGUUGUUGAGGGGGAAGGGGUUGGGGUAGGUUGGAGUAGCGUGGUGCUGCUCUGUGUGUUUGUUUGAUUGAGCCUAGGAUGGGUUUUUAUUGAGGUUUUGGUGGGAUAGGUGGUUGGCGUUUGUGCAGGACGAUGGCUUCUGC
Molecule: messenger RNA, 2632 nt
Organism: Westerdykella ornata
Lineage: Eukaryota; Fungi; Ascomycota; Dothideomycetes; Pleosporales; Sporormiaceae
Exons: 4
Coding region: 233-2518 (761 amino acids)
Biological process (GO): nucleoside diphosphate catabolic process
Cellular component (GO): membrane
Molecular function (GO): nucleoside diphosphate phosphatase activity
Source: RefSeq, a predicted model, not a curated record